This is a messenger RNA of Melitaea cinxia (Glanville fritillary), 816 nucleotides long. RefSeq lists its product as uncharacterized. Lineage: Eukaryota; Metazoa; Arthropoda; Insecta; Lepidoptera; Nymphalidae. The transcript has a single exon. Bases 1 to 816 code for a protein of 271 amino acids. The record is from RefSeq and is a predicted model, not a curated record.
AUGAGUUAUCCACCUCCCUACGGACCACCGCCACCAAACGAUAACUUAGGAUGGCAAGUGCCUUCAAAUCCACCAUAUCCAACAUCAGAUUAUGGACUAAUUUCUCAACCACAACCUCCUAUGCCAAUCUACGUUCCUUCCGUAAUAGUUCCUGUUCCUGUUGCAUCACAAAUGCCUCAGGUACAGAUACCACAAAUGCCGACGAUGCCUCAGAUACCAACGAUGUCACAAGUGCCACAGGUACCACCAAUAGUGCCAAUGCCACAAAUCCCGCAAUCAAAUCAGAGCCAAUCCACAUACGUCAGAAACAUCCACCAUGGCCAACUAUCAGGGUCAGAAGAAUUUCAAGUAACGGGAUACCCUGAAGAAUAUGACUGGGUUUUGACAACUCCAACCACAGCGACAAAUCUUGCUGGUAGGGCUGUGGUGGGUGGCAAGGAUAGUUGGGACGGAAGCCCUUUGUGGGUGAUACGUGGUUGGCACAGAGGAAAUUUAAUGCCAGGGAGCCUAUCUUUAAGGAAAAAUAAAGCAUAUGUAACGCACGAUGGUAACGAGGUAUCAAUAGGUAACAUUGAAGUGCUGUGUGCAAAGCCUGAUUAUCUGAAAUGGUUGCCAGCGGCAAAUGGUAAUGUUCCACCUGGAGCUGUUGUUGGUGGAAAAACAACAACCGGAGAACCUCUGUAUGUUGGAAGAGCAAUACACCAGUUGUCAGUAAUACCCGGUAAAAUACAUCCUGCGCAUGGAACGUGUUACGUCGGAUUUGGGGGUACCGAAGUUGCUUGUAGUCAUUAUGACGUGCUUUGCAGGCUAAGUUGA